AUGCCGUCUUUACCAGCCUCCGUCGACCUGGACGAGUGCAUCUCGCGCCUCUAUAAGAAAGAACUGCUGGCCGAGUCCGUCAUCGAGGCAGUAUGUGCCAAGACAAAGGAGCUUCUCAUGCGCGAGAGCAACGUGGUGCACGUCAAGGCCCCAAUCACCGUUGUCGGCGACAUCCACGGCCAGUUCUACGACCUCAUUGAGAUAUUCAAAAUCGGCGGCUACUGCCCUGACACAAACUACCUUUUCCUAGGCGAUUAUGUCGACCGCGGCAUGUUCAGCGUAGAGACGAUAUCGCUGCUCGUGUGCCUCAAAUUACGAUACCCCGAACGUGUACACCUGAUCCGCGGCAACCACGAGUCGCGCGGCGUCACCCAAUCCUAUGGAUUCUACACCGAAUGCUCACGCAAAUACGGCAAUGCCAAUGUAUGGCAUUAUUUCACAGACAUGUUUGACUUUUUGACGCUGAGCGUCGUCAUCGACAACCAGAUCUUCUGCGUACACGGAGGUCUCUCCCCUUCCAUUCACUCCAUCGACCAGAUCAAAAUCAUAGACCGAUUCCGAGAAAUUCCCCACGAGGGCCCCAUGGCUGAUCUCGUCUGGUCUGAUCCAGAUCCCGACCGAGACGAAUUCUCCCUCUCCCCGCGAGGCGCGGGAUAUACCUUUGGCGCACAAGUCGUCAAGAAGUUCCUGGCCGUAAACAACAUGUCUCACAUCCUCCGGGCCCACCAGCUCUGCCAGGAAGGAUACCAGGUGCUCUACGACGAUCGUCUGAGCACCGUCUGGAGCGCCCCUAAUUACUGCUACAGAUGUGGCAACAUGGCCAGCGUGUUGGAGGUCAAUACGCAAGGCGAGAGAUUCUUCAACGUCUUUGCUGCGGCCCCCGAGAAUGACCAGCACAAGGAUAUGCAGCAGGGGCUCGAGAAAGCCGCGGAUGGAAAUUCGCUACCCGACUACUUCUUAUAA
Messenger RNA from Trichoderma atroviride IMI 206040, 963 nucleotides. RefSeq lists its product as uncharacterized. NCBI's taxonomy places the organism in Eukaryota, Fungi, Ascomycota, Sordariomycetes, Hypocreales, Hypocreaceae. Gene Ontology annotation, cellular component: FAR/SIP/STRIPAK complex. The record is from RefSeq and is a predicted model, not a curated record. Gene Ontology annotation, molecular function: protein serine/threonine phosphatase activity.